AUGGAGGAGAUGCAAAGUAUUGCAAUUAAAAUUGGUUACAAAUGUGUUCUUUCGGUUGAUUGUAGGGGAAGUGGUAGGGAUAGAGCUGGGGGCCUGUGUCUAUUAUCUAAAGAUCCAGGAUGUUUCAAGAUUCGUUCUUUUUCUGAUAAUCAUAUUGCUGGUAGCUGCCAAUUGGAGGAUGACGAUGUUCCGUGGUUCUUUUCGGGUUUCUAUGGUUUUCCGGAAGAUCAUCUAAAAAAGAACACGUGGCUAUUGAUUCAAGGGGUGUUUAGGGAGGCUGUUGGAAAAUUUAUUUGCUUUGGGGAUCUGAAUGAUACGGUUCAGGAGGAGGAGAAACUGGGGGGUAACUACAGGACUGUCAGUCAAAUGGCGUGGGGGAGGCAAACGUUGGAGGCUUGCAACUUACUGGAUAUGGGCUUUUCGGGUUAUAAGUUUACUUGGUCCAAUGGGAGAAGAGGGCAAGAGAAUAUUCAAUGUAGAUUGGACAGGGGCCUGGCGAAUAGCUCUUUUUUGGAGGAAUUCCCUUGUACAAAAGUGUUCCAUUUACCCAGAUUUGGAUCGGAUCAUGCUGUUUUGAGAAUUGUUGUUGAGAAAGAAGCUCUCUUGGAAAAACGCCCUCAUCUUUUCAGAUUUGAAGAUGUUUGGUGCAAGGACCCUCUUUGUGAAUCUUUGGUUCGUGAUCUUUGGUCUGCGGCGGGUUCCUUUAGUGCCAAAACAAAUUCUCUCCACUCUUUGCAGGCUGUUUUCAAGCACUACAGAACUGGUCAUAUAGCUAAGGAACUCAAAAUAAUUGAAGUUCUUCUUCAGGACGAUGUGAGGUGGUCUAGUAGGGCGGAGGAUAUCUCUCAGUACAGGGCUCUUGAUGUUCAGCGGAACAAGCUUCUUCGCUUAGAAGAGAUUGUGUGGAGGCAGCGUAGUAGGGCGGUCUGGUUGAAGGAGGGAGACCGCAUUGCUGGUGUUUGCAGUGCUACCCAUUCUAAACUGUCCGACGUGCAAAAGGAGUGGUGUGGAAAGGUUUUUUCUGGGGAAGAAGUAAAGGAAGCUCUUUUUCAAAUGCAUCCCGGCAAAGCCCCGGGGCCGGAUGGACUGAACGCGGGUUUUUUUUCAAAAGUGAAGAACCCCGGCUCCCCUCAGGAGUUCCGCCCCAUUAGUCUAUGCAAUGUUAUCUUGAAAGUGAUUACCAAAACUAUUGCCAAUCGUUUGAAGGGUAUUCUCCCGGAUAUUGUGAGCGAAGAGCAGAGCGCCUUCGUCAAAGGGCGUCUCAUCACGGAUAACGCCUUAAUAGCCAUGGACUGUUUCCAUUGGAUGAAAAACAAAAAGAAAGGGAAGAAAGGGGUGAUGGCGCUAAAGUUGGACAUGUCUAAGGCCUACGAUCGUUUAGAGUGGGAGUUUGUGGUUGGUACUCUUGAAGCGUUUAACUUCCCCACUGGUUUGAUUAACCUCAUCAAGCGAUGCAUUUCCUCCGUUACCUAUCAAAUUCUUAUUAACGGUCAGCCGAGUAGAAGUUUCUGCCCUCAAAGGGGACUCCGUCAAGGAGAUCCCUUGUCACCUUACUUGUUUAUUUUGUGUGCUGAGAUCCUUUCAGGUAUGUUCAAGAUGGCUGCUAACUCUAAGGUUUUCCAUGGAAUCAAGGUCGCUAGGCAUGCCCCGACAAUUUCUCAUCUCUUUUUCGCGGACGACAACCUUUUGUUCUCUAGGGCCAACGAAUUCGAAGCUGCCAGAAUCCUUGGUAUCCUGCAUAGGUAUCAAAAUGCCUCGGGCCAGCUUGUGAAUGUGGAGAAGUCGGAGGUUUCCUUUAGUGGUAAUGUCAGUGCUGCCUCGAAAGAAGCUAUCCGAAGUUUUCUUGGGUUCAAGUCUGUCAAUAGCCAUACCAAAUAUCUGGGGCUGCCAGUUGUCUUCGGCAGGUCGAAGAAGGAUGUUUUCUCCUUGGUGGUUGAAAGAGUGUGGAAAAAAGUGAAGGGAUGGAAGGAAAGCUUCUUAUCUAGAGCCGGGAAGGAGGUUCUCAUUAAGGCGGUGGCCCAAGCGAUCCCGUCGUAUAUUAUGAGCUGCUACAAGAUUCCUGAUUCUUGCUGUGCGGAGAUUGAGUCCAUGUUGGCGAGAUUUUGGUGGGGGGCGAAAAAUGGAGAGAAGACAAUUCACUGGACGAGGUGGGACAAUUUGACGAUUGCUAAAGGCGAUGGAGGAUUGGGCUUUAGAGGAAUACGGUAUUUCAACACUAGCCUUCUUGGCAUGCAGUUCUGGAGGUUGCUGAAAGGCGACGGGACUCUCUUGGAGAGGUUUUUUAAAGGGAGAUAUUAUCCUAAUUGUGACGUUUCCGAGGCUGGUUUGGGGUUCAAGCCAAGCUAUGCUUGGAGAAGUAUCCUUAGUUCCAAAGAGAUGGUUUUGAAGGGCUCUAGAUGGAGGAUUGGUGACAGUGCGAGUGUUCGUAUUUGGGAGGAUAACUGGAUUCCUUCUCUGCCAGGUUUCAAACCUCUAUCCCGUCUGUUACCUUGGCCAAGUGAUACUAAGGUUAGCUCUAUUAUUGAUGAAGAUUUGAGUUGUUGGAAGAUGGAUGUUAUUAAGGAUAUUAUGGGGGAUAAUGGGGCAGCUCAUGUUGCGGGUAUCCCUCUCUCUACUGAUUUGGGGAAGGACAUUCUGAUCUAG
Molecule: messenger RNA, 2643 nt
Organism: Vicia villosa (hairy vetch)
Lineage: Eukaryota; Viridiplantae; Streptophyta; Magnoliopsida; Fabales; Fabaceae
Exons: 3
Coding region: 1-2643 (880 amino acids)
Source: RefSeq, a predicted model, not a curated record